Molecule: messenger RNA, 1051 nt
Organism: Drosophila montana
Lineage: Eukaryota; Metazoa; Arthropoda; Insecta; Diptera; Drosophilidae
Exons: 2
Coding region: 126-245 (39 amino acids)
Source: RefSeq, a predicted model, not a curated record
ACAAUAUAUUCAGUUUGCUCUAAUCGGCUAAACGUAUCAAAUCUUUCGUUUAAAUUUCUUCAAAAUUAUUAGAUUGAAUUAGACACUGUUCGGGACCGUUUUUAUAUAAAUUUUCCAAUUCCAAGAUGUUUAUGUGGUGUGAGCGCAUCUCAGCGACAAUGGCCGGAGUUGUGGUUGGCCUUUGGUACGGCCACACUUUCCCAUCUGAGGAUGAAAAGAAGCCAAAGGACAACAAGAAGAAAUAAUUCAAUUCCGCUAGUUAAGGCUGACGUCAUAAAAAUUCCUAAACAGAAUACCAUUCACUUAGCUAUAUCGCAAUGGGUAUAUUAUUUUAUACCCGGAUCCCAUUACAAUUGGGUAAUAAAAGCCGGGCAAGAAACGUCAAUCGAUGGUGAUAUACUAUUCGAAGUCAAGUGAAAAAUUUAGUCCCACUCUGACAGUCAAACAUAAACAUUAUCAAGAAGUAUUACUAGAUAUGAAGGAGAUGCGCCGAGCUUGUAGGCCACAACCAUCGCUGAUCUCGCGACUGAACUGCAAAACAUGUAAUCGGGUUUUGUUCUUCAUCGCCGGCGUUGGAAGUGGUGUAUUCUACAUCCGGCAUCAAGAACAGAUAGCCGAAGAGCUCAGGAAUGCCGAACAGGGCAAUAACAAGAAGGAUAAGGGCAAGUAAUGUUUGGAAUGGAUUUCUAAUGGGGACACUCUAAUUGCAACACAAAUCAAACUCAGCUACUUUACACCGAAUGAAUUGAAUGACGAUCUAAUACAGCUAAAGAUAGUGCAAAUCGUAACAAGGAUGUAACGUCUGCCUAACUCUAGCCCUAUUUGUACGACUUUCAAGGCGCCAUAUAGCACAGCACUUGGAAUGCAGCUCCCCCCAGACAUUAACAUCGCGGACCCGACCAGGCAUGGAGACCGGGCAAACAACACGACAUGAAUAUAUUAAAAUUAGUAGUAAAUAAUAUUGGGCUUUUUGUAACGAAAAAUUCAUUUUCAAGCCUAAAAUUAAUUUAUAUAUUAAUGUAUAUAAUAUACACCCAACGAAAUAAAUAAU